CCCCAAAGGGCCACAGAUUUCCUACGUGCGGCCUGACAUGAAUCUUCACUCUCCAUUAUUACACGGGGAUCGGUGCCUACAGUGAGGAGCAGAAGCACGAACAGAAGCAUGGCCCAAACAACGUAUUUAGUCGUGUUUGUCAGUACUGCCUAUCUUUUCUGUACUGUGAAAGCUCAGUAUGAGAAAUACAGCUUCAACAGCUUUCCACCAAACGACCUCAUGCCACUGGAGUCUGCGUACGGACACGCGUUAGAGAUGUACGCUGCUCAGGACUGGAAGCAGAGCGCUAAAUAUCUGGAGCUGAGCCUGCGGCUUCAUCGGCUGCUGAAGGACAGCGAAGCGUACUGCGGUCAGAACUGCAGCGCUGUGGCUCGGGAGUAUGAGCAGAACAACACGGAAACAACCCUCUUGAUCAUGGGACACAUCAUAAUGCGAGCUGCAUGCCUGAAAAGGUGCAAAACAAACUUUCCUGUGUUUUCUAAAUCAUAUCCUACGCGAGAAACUUUGGGCGCUUUUGAACAGAGGACACCCUACCGGUACCUUCAGUACGUCUAUUACCAGAUGAAUGAGUUGGAGAGAGCAGUUUCGGCAGCACACACAUAUCUACAGCGAAACCCUGAGGACUCCCUUCUAUCUAGGAGUCUCAGCUACUAUAAAAGCCUGUUUGACACGGAGGAGUACCUCACAGACCAUGAGGAGAAGCCCUAUGAGGCUUUGUUCCUGAAGGCUGUAAAGCUGUAUAAUUCGGGGGAUUUUAGCAGCAGUGCUCGAGACAUGGAGCUGGCAGCUGCUGAGUAUUUUAAAACAUUCAACACAUGUUUGCUGUCCUGUGAGGGGUCAUACGAUGUUCAGGAGUUUAAAGACUUCUACCCCACCCUAGCAGAUUUUUAUUUUGAAGUAAUGAAGUGUAAAGUAAAAUGUGAGGAAAAUUUGAUACCAAAUGUUGGUGGUUUCUUUGUGGAGAAAUUUGUUGCCACCAUGUACCACUACAUGCAGUUUGCUUAUUACAAAUUAAAUGAUGUGCGAAAUGCAGCGCUGUGUGCAGCAAGCUAUAUGCUUUUUGAUCCAAACGAUCAAGUGAUGCAGCAGAACAUAGCCUACUACCGAUUCUACAGAGAACAGUGGGGACUGCAGGAUGAGCAUUUCAGACCACGACCAGAAGCUCUUAGAUAUUUCAAUCAAACUACCAAGCUGAGGGAACUUCUGGAGUUUGCACAGAAUUAUUUACAGACCGAUGAUGAGGAUGCUGUGAGUUCAGAGGAAGCAGCAUCAGCUCUGUCAAAUCCUCCCGAUGAAGAGUUUGAGGGAACUGGGGACUACGAGGAGUCGUUCCUGGCCGAAUGGUGGCAGGAACCCAAAACUAAAGGAGAUACAGGAGAACCAGCUGAAUAAACUCAGAGCAAAAUCAUAUACAAUUAUUUAUACUGGUACCCUGGGAGAGUCUUUGCCUUGUGUCUUCCUCAUCCCCUGUUGACUCGUUCCCCCUUUUUCAUUGGAGAUUAAUUGUACUGUAUCCAUUCUAACGUUACUUUUAACUAGAACAUUUGGAUCUUUUGUAUUAUUUUGAUGCAAGAAGUUUUAUAAUAACAGUCUCUCACCCAGAUUUCAAGUUUAGAUGAUCUCAGUGAAACUGCAGACACAUCACCAACCUAAACUUGUCUUUGUCUUUAUGUCUUUUGUUUUAUCUCAUGUAUUUCAUGUGUUGUCUAUUAAGAAAAUAUUUUUGUUGAUAUAAAAUGUAUCUGUAUCUUUUCACAUGUCCUCUCUGUAAUUCUGACUAAGCAGUUUUACUUUCAGGCUAUAUAAGGAAGUUGUUGACAUUGCCUUAUUUUAUAUUGUUUUUAGGUUUUAAAAUAAAAUGAAAUAAAAUAAAAGCUAU
Messenger RNA from Labeo rohita (rohu), 1879 nucleotides. It is a transcript of the gene p3h4, whose product is annotated as prolyl 3-hydroxylase family member 4 (inactive). Gene Ontology annotation, molecular function: protein binding; collagen binding. The record is from RefSeq and is a predicted model, not a curated record. Lineage: Eukaryota; Metazoa; Chordata; Actinopteri; Cypriniformes; Cyprinidae. Gene Ontology annotation, cellular component: endoplasmic reticulum. Gene Ontology annotation, biological process: collagen fibril organization; peptidyl-lysine hydroxylation.